Populus nigra (black poplar) is the source of this 4844-nucleotide messenger RNA. RefSeq lists its product as uncharacterized. The record is from RefSeq and is a predicted model, not a curated record. NCBI's taxonomy places the organism in Eukaryota, Viridiplantae, Streptophyta, Magnoliopsida, Malpighiales, Salicaceae. The transcript has 6 exons. Bases 159 to 4541 code for a protein of 1460 amino acids.
UAUCUGGCUGACCCGACUGUACUUGAAAUGAUGGUCUGUUAAUAUCUAAUAUAUUCUUAAAAGUCUGAAAGCUGCCAAUAAUUAGAGGCAGCCUGUGAACUGCACGUUCAAAUUAAUUUCAAUCUCUUUGAUUCCUUGAAGGUUGUUUAGGGAUAAAAAUGGGUAUUGAUGCAAAGGAAUUUCAAGCUUUCAUGUGGGGAGUUGCUAAAUUUUCCAUAAAUACUUGUACUGCAUUGGCACAAAAAUAUCCCUUUGCUUCAGGUGUUUUGUUAUCCUUGCUGAUUUUAUACUUGUUUCUUCCUUCAGUAUUCUUUUUCUUGAUUUAUGCUCUACCAUUUCUUGGCUGCACUGCUGUUUUUAUCCAUUAUUAUUUGAAUACACAACGUCCCAAAAUCCAACACGGGGAUGAGAGGAAGGAACAUGGGAUCUCUUCUAUUGAAUCUCGGAGACUGUUGCAGAGAAAUGUCAACAAGAACAAUGAUGAAUCGGAUGCACAUGCUGUUAAAGAGGAAAAGGGUAUGGUUUCCCCCAUGAUUUCAAAUGAUGAAUUGAUUGGCAGAACUGCCUUGGCCGAAGAAAAACCAAAAAUAAUCAUGGAGGAGAAAGAAAGCCGUGCUUUGAAUAGCGGAGAAAGUUCCUCUCACAAUGUGUCCAUCGGUGAGAAUAUUUCAGAACUCGGCCAGGUGCCAAAUCCUGAUGCUGUCUCAUGUGAUGGCUUUAAUGAGCAGCCUACAAAACUUCAAGUUGGUGGUGAAGUGGAGUUGAAGAGCUCAAGCUCCGAAGCAGAUGAUGACGAUGAAGAAGAAGAAUCAGAAAAGGGUGGGGAAAACGCUGUACAAUGGACCGAGUAUGAUCAAAAGAAUGUCAUGGAUCUUGGGAAUUCUGAGAUAGAAAGAAAUAGGAGGCUGGAGAUGCUAAUUGCAAGACGUAAAGCAAGAAAGUCGUUCAAAAUGAAUAGUAUUGCCGGUUCAGGUCCAAGGCAUCCUGUUAUGGUUGCCAGAAGCAACACUUUCCACGUUUCUAAGAGUUCAGAUGACCAAAUACCCGGUUCAGCCCCUUCCAUUCUGUUACCAACCAAAAAUCCAUUUGACCUUCCAUACGACCCAUAUGAAGAAAAGCCUAAUCUAAUGGCUGACAGUUUCCACGAAGAAUUUAUGGCAGAUCACCAGAAAGAAUUUCCCUUCUGCAGGCAUGAGAGCUUCUCUUUGGGAAAUUCUUUCCAGGAUAACAGGCAAGGUCAACACGAGGGCCGAGGAUAUUCUAGACAUAAAAUGCAAUCAGGCAAUAAGGGAAAUCAUGAUCGGCUGGUUGAUCAUUUAUUAUUCCAAGAUGGUGAAACCUUGCGCCGUAACUUAAGUGUUACUGAUCUUGUGACAGAAGAAACCCAAUCUUCCAACCAGGUAGCUAACAAACAGGAACGGGAUGGAGAAGUUGGAACCACCAGGAUCAAACUCAUAGGUGAGAAGAUGGAGCAAUCUCAUUACAAGGAUCCAAGUUUAGGUAAUGGAAGUGAUAUUCAAAUGAACAAAGAUGCGAAUGCGAUCAAGCACAAGAAAAUUUUGUCAAACCCAUCUUCUUCUGCAGAAGACAUUCUUAAUGCUAAGACAGCUGAAAAUUCAGAAAGUAUACAACCGACAACGUUCAAAUUUCCCGAGGUGUUUUAUGAUCGGGCACCGAACUCUCUCCCUUGUCCAGUUCCUAAGGCUAGAGGUGUAGCUGAACCUUCGUAUGAUUCCAGCCCUUCUGCAAUUGACAACACGAGAAUGGAGGAACAUUUCUUUUACAAGCUCAAGCCUGGGCAUACCCCUAACCACUCCAUAGCUUCUGACAUGCAAGUGGAGGUCUCAGAAAUUGGUUCACCCCCUCUGACUGAAGAUGGAACUGCUUCAUCCAAUGAUGACGAGUCCUUGAUUUAUGAUGGGGAUAGCGAGAACGAAUUCACUUCUGGGAGUGAAGAACUGUGGGGUGCUUCACCACUUGCACCAAAAGUUCAAGAACAUGGAAAGGCACCUGGACAAAUAUACGAGGAAGGGGAAGAGGGUAUGACAGAAGUAGAGUUCUCAAGGGUCUGGGACGAACCCGAGAAUCCAAUUUCAUCAUCAAUGUGGCCGUUAUCAUCUUCAAGAGCUGAAAUAUCUCAAGAGGAUCAAGCCCAUUCAAUGAAAAUUGAUCCUAAACUAUCUAAUCAUGUCAAGGACGAAGUUGAUGAAGUAAGGGAGCAGAGGCCUUCUAAUGCUUCUGAUGUGGACGAAGUUGAAGAAGUAAGGGAGGAGAGGCCUUCUAAUUCUUCUGUAGUUCCACCUGAACAUUCCCUGGAAGGAACGCGGUUGAUGGAGGGUUCAAUGGCUCACUCGCCUUCUGAAGUGUACUUUCCGGAACCGCAGGAAUCACCGAGUGGUUCUGGGAAUUCUGCAGAAGAGAAGAAAACGAAUUGCGAUGCAAAUGAAACAGUCACAUAUGAUGAUAGGGAAUAUUUGAAGUCAAAUGAAAACAGACAUGUUGGAGCUGAAAACUCCAUUAUGCAAGAAGUUUUAGGCAAUCUAUCAGAACAAGCUGAGGGAAGUAAUUCAACAUCUAAUAGCAUUAUCAAGAUCGAAUCAUUGUUUAACUCUGAGAAGUAUGUAGAGGGCAUAGGUGACGAAACUUACAAUGUAAAUGAUUCAACGUUCCCCAUAAGUGAUCUCUUAGAAGACUCGAAAUCAAAUGAAGAAAGAGAUAGUGGAGCUGAAAGAGUCAUGCAAGCAGUCAUAGGUGAUUUGUCACAACCAGCUGUGGAAAGUAAUUCAGAAUCUAGUAAUCAUAUAGAGAGUAAAUCAUUGAAUUCUCCUGAGAAGUCUAGAGAGGAGGCAAACAUCAACAAUGUGAAUGACCCACCAGUUCAAAUUAAGGAUCGUGUUGAAGACUUCAAAGAUGUCGAACGAGAUUCUGAAAGGCUGACAGAAGAUUCAGACAUUCAGAGCAUUUUAAUGCCAGUCGAAGCUGAAGACAACCCGACAUCAACUCAAGGCAGUAAAGAAGAUCAAAGUACAAUAGAAGUUGGAGUUUCUGUGGUAAACCAACCUUUUAUUGAUCCAACUACAUCAGCCACCCUGCCAGAAUUUGUGGCUGAACAAGUUUCUAACAAUUCAAGUUUAUCCUCGUCUCCAAAGUCUGUUUUAGCAUACAGGAUCCCAGCAGAUAUAGGUUCUUCAUCAGAUUUCAGUCAACUGGUGGCCACUGAUAUGGAGGAAAAUUUACUUAUGACCGCAACUCAGGAUACCAGUCUUGCGGUAAAUGAUUCAAUAGAUCACCCAUCUAUUGAUAGAAAAUCUGAAAAAUCUGAGGAACCAUAUGACACUCAAGGGAAGUGUACUGAAGAAGCCAUUGACAUGGAGAACAUGGAUGGAUUAGUGCUUGAUGAUGAGCAAAUCAAGGAGAAUUUAAAAUGUAGGAAAAACAUAGAAUACGAAUCAGAAACAUUGAUCAGUAACGAGGCUUCUGUAGAACUGUCAAAACCACUUGAAGAACCCCAAACUGCUGAUCAUCUUGAAGGUGCAUCUGCAAUACUUGUGGACAAUGAAGCAAGCAUUAACGUAUCAAAACCAGAUGAGGAGCAUGUCAGUUCAAAAGUUCCUGGAGUUAUAGUAGAAAAGGAGGAGUCAAUAAAUCCUCCAAGAGAUGUUGCAGGAGAAGUUAAUCACAUCAGCGAUGUUAGUGAUCCAUCAAUAAAUAAGAACGACGAGUUGGAGAAGUCAAAGUCUUUUGAAGGCAGUGAAGGUGAACCUGAUCAAUUUUCAACUGGACAUGAGAUAUUUGUGGAACCACUAAAACCAGCCAAUAUUACUUCCCUAGAUGGCCAUGAGUACAGUCCUGGAGUAUUAACUGAAAAUGAAACAAUUGUCGCAUCAUCUCAAGCAAUCGAGGAAGUUGAUAAUUCAAGAACCAGCAAGGAAACUGAUGAGUUUGGAACACAAAUAGCAGACGAGGAAAUUGAAGACUUGUUAAAGCCAGGAGAGGCUGUUGUCUCCUCAGAAACCACUAAGGAUGUCCAAGGUGACCCUAAAGAUUUAAUUGAUCAAAAGGCUGUCCUUAACCCAUCAACACCAGCUGUUGAUGACGACAACAUCUUAGUGACUCCUGAAGCAAAGGACUCUGCAGCUGACACUAUUCAUAAUGUGAAUGAAUCAGAGAUGAGUGAAUUUAUCAGCAACGAGAAGUUCAAGCAUGUACAAGACAGUGAAGACGAAUCUCAAAGAUUAGAUAGACAAGAGGAUAUCAUGGAACCGCUUAAAGCAUUGGAGGUUACAAACUCAGAAUCCAUCAGAAAUAUUGAAGGUGAAUCAAAAAAAUUCGCUGACGAUGAAGUUAAUGUCACCAUCCCAUCGCAGCCAGAAGGGGAAAUUAAUAGUUCAGAUGACAGAGAAAAAACGGAGGAUCCUGGAAAGUCAACUGUUCAGGAGAAUGGUAUGGACAUAUCCGAGGCAAGCAGGGGUAACGAUAUUGCAAGGGCCGUUGAAGAUAACAAAGAUAAAUCUGAAGACAAAACUGAGAUCAAUGGAUAGAAUCACCGAUCAUAGAAGCACUGAAACACAAGAGCAAGUGACCGCUAUACGAAGCAGCUUGAGGUAGUAUAUAUAUAAUGGAAAAUAUUAAACCCGUCUCUCCAGAAGCAGGUUACGUUUUUUAUUUUAUUUUAUUUUUCCCUGUAAAAAUUUACGCCGAAGGAGUUAAAAUGCCAUUAGUUGUCGAGCUAAUCUGACAACAACUGACAGGGUUAAAACGUUAGUGUAUCUCAUUCUCCUCAAUAUUGCCGAUUUUCCAGUGUUGCUCUUUGUAAAGUAAAUAGAAAGUUUUUCUGUGAAUCA